AUGAAUAGUUAAAGCACGAAUACUAGUUCAAAUAGUAAUAAUAAUCAUAAUAACAACUCUAGUAGCAGUAACAGAAUUCUGCAUGAUUAAUUUUUUUAAAUUAGAUUGGCAAGGCAAGGUCAGGAUAUGAAUUUAAAUUCUAAUCAGAUAGCUAAUAGUCAACCUGCCAAUUUUAACUUUUAUAAUUAUCCUGCAUAUAAUAUGCAAUAACCUGCAAUUAACAGCAAUCCUCUAAAUCCUAAUUUGGUAAAUAAUAGAGUCAUUUUUAUGAGGAGAGAUGAUUUAGAGAGAAAUGGUUAGAGGAAUUAGUAGCCAAGUAGGUCUACAAGCUAUUCGUAUAUAACUAACAGCAACAGAGGAGCUAAUCAUCUAAUUAUUGAAAGCUAAGUCAUUAACAUGAGUCCGAUCGGAAUUUCUUCUUCAAAUCAAUAAAGCAACAUUAAUAGUAGCAAUAUUCUUGACUCAGAUAAUGAUAGUACCAUCAUUUUUUAGAAUCAAGAAGAGAAGGAUUUUAUUUUUGGAACAGAAAAUCUUGCUGUUUCAACUGAAAAUAUUGAUUUUGUUAAAUGUACUAUUUGUAUGCAUAUUUAUUAGAAUCCUAUUGCUUGUGGAAAUUGCUUAAAUCACUUCUGCACAGUUUGCAUUAGAGAGUGGCUUAUUAGGCAUCCUAAUACCUGUCCUCUUUGCAAGAAUUUUAGAGAGAUGCGUUGUGUGCCUAUGUUAAAGAAUAUGCUUGAUAAGCUAUAAUUUUUCUGCACAAAUAAGAAAAACGGAUGUGAAGAAAUAAUAAGAUAUGAGUAAGUUAUUAAGCACGAAGAUAGCUGCGAAUAUAAAAUAGAAAUUUGUCCUGUCUUAGGCUGUGGAUAGUAGAUGAUUAAGAAAAUAUUAGAUAAGCACAUUCAAGAAGAAUGUGAGUAUGUGCUUUCUAAGUGUCGCUGGUGUGAAUAAUAAAUCAAAAAAAAGAUAAUUGAAGAACAUGAGGAGGCAUGCGAUUAGAAGGAAAUAAUUUGUGAUUUAUGUGGUGAUAUUUUCUAAUUUAAAGACUAAAUGGAUCAUAAUUAGAAAUGUCCUGAAUUAAUCUUAGAUUGCUCUUGGUGCAGUAAAAAGAUCAAAUAAAAAGAAAUUAGAGAUCAUGAAGACUGCUGUGGAGAAAGAAUAGUCAGAUGUUAAGGCUGCAACUAUGAGUGCUGCUUGAAUGAUCACUUCCUUCACAAUCAGACAUGCCAGGAAAUCCCAGUCUUAUGUCAUAGGUGUUAAACAAAAAUGAAACGCCGAGAACUAGCAGUCCAUACCAUAGAAUCUUGCAUUGAAAAUAUCUAAAAGACAUCCAGCUAAAAAAUAUACCAAUUAGAAAAUGAAAAUCGUGAAUUAAAACGACAAUUAACAUCAAUUCAAAAUGAAAAUUAACAAGAAAUAAUAAAAAUUAACAACAUAAUAACAAAAAAUAAUUAAAAUCAACCUUUCUAGUUUUCAUAGAUUUACAAAGAUCAAGAUAUAUUUGUUAAUCAACCUGCAAAUAUAGCACUUGUUAGAGAGUACAAAAAGAAGAGAAGAGACAGAUUUGUUAUUGUUGAUUUUCAUAAACCUCUUUUAGAUACUAAUCAACAGAUUACCUUCAAAAUCUUGUCUCGUAGAUCUGAUUGGUUUGCAAUUGGAAUUUGUGACGAAUCUAAUGUUUAUUCCUCACGUCGCUACCACGAUAUUGGUCAUCUGUCUUAUCUCAUAUCGGCAAACGGAAUACUCUACUCUUCUCAUAGUGCCAAUGAAAAUUGGUAAAAUAGGUCUUUCUAGAUUGAAAUAGACAAUGUAAUAUCAAUCUAAUUUUUAUUCAAACCAGGUCCUUCGGCUCUAUAAAAUUCUUCGAAUGCCUAAUCAUAGAAUAACAUGUAAAAUAUAAAUUCAUCAAGCAACCAAGUAGUUCCUGGCAAUAGCGAAUAGAAUCCAAUAAACAAUAACAAUUUUGCAAGCAGUGUAUAAAAUAGUUAAUUAAAUAAUUAAAAUAAUAAUGUAAAUAGUAAUAAUGCUGCUAAUAUAAAUAUGAAUUCAAAUAAUGAAGAAAUGAGGCUUAAUGAGAUGAACUCUUAAAACAGCUAAAAUAUUAAUAAUAAUCAAGGCAAUAUCAAUAAUCAAAGCCAUUUGAUUGGCUCAGAAAUGAAGUUAAAAUUUAUAAAUCACACUGAAAAUUAAGAACUUAUAAUUAACCUAGAUAGCAAGCAAAUCUCUGAUGGAAAGUUUUAUUAUUGUGCAUGCUUACGCUGUCCUGGAGAUAGUGUUCAAAUAUUACCAAACUACUAAUAAUUAAAUUGA
Tetrahymena thermophila SB210 is the source of this 2307-nucleotide messenger RNA. Its product is annotated as TRAF-type zinc finger protein. The transcript has a single exon. Gene Ontology annotation, molecular function: zinc ion binding. NCBI's taxonomy places the organism in Eukaryota, Ciliophora, Oligohymenophorea, Hymenostomatida, Tetrahymenidae. The record is from RefSeq and is a predicted model, not a curated record.